GAGCAACCCAAACCAGGGUCCCUGAGUAUUCGUUCCAAUCAGAGGCUACAAAUGGAAUGCAAUUUAUGGUGCCGCCGCAGAAGCUCCACGGAACUCAUAGCGAUCGGAGGCGAAUUUCAUCGCUGCGAGAAUGAUUUUGAUUACUUUGACCCUCGGCCUGUUGGCAGUUGGGCUGGUGUAUGCCCUCAUGACAUGGAACUUUAACUACUGGCGGAAGCGUCGGGUGCCGGGACCCAAGCCCAAAAUCUUCACUGGCAAUUACCCCAAUAUGUACACGAUGAAACGUCAUUUAAUCUACGACUUAAACGAAAUAUAUGGAAAAUAUAAAAACAAGUACGAUGCAGUGGGCAUUUUUCGUGGGCGUUCCCCCCAACUGCUGGUGGUCAAUCCGGAAUUAGCUCAUCGCGUCUUCGUUUCUGACUUUAAGAGCUUCCAUGACAAUGCGAUGUCAAGGAGCAUUGAUGAGAAAACCGACUUCAUUUUCGCCAAUAACCCGUUCUCGUUGACUGGCGAGAAGUGGAAAAAUCGGAGAGCUGAUGUCACCCCGGGCCUGACCAUGGGACGGAUUAAAACUGUCUAUCCGGUGACAAACAAGGUUUGCCAGAAGCUGAGUGAGUGGGUGGAAAAGCAAAUUCGAUUGGGCGCUCCAGAAGGUAUCAAUGCCAAGCACAUGAGUCUCUGUUUCACCUCGGAAACGGUUACCGAUUGCGUUUUGGGUCUUAGCGCCGAGAGUUUCUCGGAGAAGCCCUCGCCCAUUAUGCAAUACAUCAACGACCUGUUCAACCAACCCUGGACCUUCAUGAUCUUAUUCAUCCUGACCAGGACCUUCCCGCUUCUGAGCAAGAUAAUCAAGCUGCGCUUUAUACCGCCGCACGUGGAGAAAUUCUUCGUCAAUCUCAUGGGCACUGCGGUGGAGGUACGCCGUGCUCAGCUGGCCAGUGGAAAGCAGUUUGAGCGGACGGACUUCCUCGACUACAUUCUGCAGCUGGGCGAAAAACGUUCAUUGGACAAUCGUGGUCUGCUGGCCCACACCAUGACCUUCCUGCUGGACGGAUUCGAGACGUCGGCUACUGUCCUCUCGCACAUGUUGUUGCUGCUGGGACGCAACCAAGAGGUGCAACAGCGUCUGCGUGAGGAGAUCCAGGAGCAUCUGAAAAAUGGCAUUAUUGAAUUCGAUAAGCUCAACGAUUUGCCCUAUUUGGACGCCUGUCUGCAGGAAACGAUUCGCCUCUUCCCGCCUGUCUUCAUGUCCAACAAGCUCUGCACCGAGGACAUCGAGCUGCCCAACAAGGAUGGGCCCAACUUCUUGGUGGAGAAGGGCACCGUGGUGGUUGUACCCCACUACUUAUUCAUGACGGAUCCCGACUACUUUCCCGAUCCCCUGGAAUUCCAGCCGGAACGUUUCAGUGAGCCCGAUGCAGCCAAGAACUUCCGCGAGCGUGGUGUCUUAAUGGGAUUCGGAGAUGGUCCCCGGAUAUGUAUUGGAAUGCGGUUUGCCACAGCACAGAUUAAGUCAGCGAUUGUGGAAAUCAUCUCAAAAUUCAAUGUCAAGAUUAAUCCCAAGACCCGCAAAGAUAACGAUUUUGAGCCCACCGGAAUCAUCGUUAACCUACGCGGUGGCAUCUGGUUAGAUCUCCAAAAGCUUUAGUCAUUCAAUCAAGCCACCUAAUGCGACCCAGUUUAAGGUAGUUUAUAUUAUAUGACUUUUGUGAUAUACUUUACUGACCGUAAUAUUACUGUUCUUAAUUUUAUU
Messenger RNA from Drosophila serrata, 1753 nucleotides. RefSeq names its product putative cytochrome P450 28a5. The record is from RefSeq and is a predicted model, not a curated record. Lineage: Eukaryota; Metazoa; Arthropoda; Insecta; Diptera; Drosophilidae. Gene Ontology annotation, molecular function: monooxygenase activity; heme binding; oxidoreductase activity, acting on paired donors, with incorporation or reduction of molecular oxygen.